Messenger RNA from Planococcus citri (citrus mealybug), 4761 nucleotides. RefSeq lists its product as uncharacterized. The transcript is spliced from 5 exons. The record is from RefSeq and is a predicted model, not a curated record. Bases 573 to 1568 code for a protein of 331 amino acids. Lineage: Eukaryota; Metazoa; Arthropoda; Insecta; Hemiptera; Pseudococcidae.
GUACAGUAAGUAUACGGAACAACAAAACGCCGUCUGUGAAGCUUAUCUAUGGCGCUGCUAUGUUUUGCGUUAUAUCCCAGUCGUAACACUGCGGCUUAGUUGAGUGUUGUAUUGUUGUGUAUGUGUCGCCGAAUUCGAGUUUUUUCAAUACUUUCAAUCGUUUUUUUUUCGAAUUUUCCGAUAAAGUUUUCCCGGUGUUAAUUUCAUUUUAACUUCGCAGUGAUACCUUAAAGUGUCGAGCAAGAGUGGUGCGUCUUGGUGAUCGAUAAAAUAACGUAUCUCGUAACCGUAUCAAUAUCGUGUACCGCUGUUCCGCACGUGAGAACCAGACCAUCGGCAAUUUGGCGAUUUACGAACCUGUAAAUAUUUGUCGCGUGUUUACCUGCAUGUUGGAAUGAAAACGCGCAAAUGUUGCAACAUACAAACGGAUACAGAAUGAAUAAGAUUUAUGAAGCAAGGCUAAGGCGACACUUUAGAAUUACGCGGCGACAUUUAGUGCUGGUGGGUUAAAAUUUCGCGAAUUGAAUGUGCGCGAUGUCGGAUUAAUCGUACGUAUAUAUUUUACAUGCACAAUGUUGUCGUAUAUGGUGCCAUCGCCGAUCGAAGAUAAACCUCCGGUCGCGCCGGUCGUUUCGAAUAAAAAUACUCUUCGAUUAGUGCUGGAAAAUCACGUAAAUAGAAAUGGUAACGUAACGAUGGCCAGUAUCCCGAAUGGAAACGUCAGCGCUCAUAAAAAAAUCAUCAAGAAUAGUAGUAUGACAUCGGCGGAGAGUAGCAAUAGUAGCUUGAAUAGCAGUACUGAUAUACCAAGCGUUCACGGAUCCACCCCUAGUGUCGAGAAAUCUAAAACCAAAAUGACUAAUGGUAGUGUGAAGCAGACCACUUUGAAAAGGGUAUCAUUCGGAAGUUCAAAAGGCUCAAUGGUGGAGACGCUAAUUUACGAAACCCCUGUUCAAGAAGAACCCGAACCUACCCCUUCUCAAAAAUCAAAUUCCGAUAAAAGCGACGAUACAGAUUCAUAUUCGACAUGUGAGGGGGUUAAAGUACCGUCGAGUAAAGUUCGAGUGAGUUUUUUCGAAUCGACAGAAAAAAAGUACGUGUUAUCGGCGCCGGACAGUAUUACCAAUUCCGAAGAUCUUGUAAUUUAUGAACAACUCGUUAUGUCUAGUCCUUCGCAAAUGAAUAAUACAACUGUACAUAGUUACGGUAGACAAGAAAGUACCGACAGUGGUUGGGACAAUCCAUUUCGACCUGAUGGUGACCUAUCCAAAGAAGCUGACGAAAUAGUCGAACUGAUUAAAGAAGGCAAACCAAUAACGCCGACGCAGAAUAACCCAUCGUCCAAGUUAUUACACGAUGACCACGACGGCAACGCGACCAUUUCCGAUAAACAAAACUUAGCCUCAAGUCCAAAAGGAUCAAAAGUGAACGGUUCAGCCAAGCUGGAAAAUUCUGUAGUUACUGGAAUCGAGGUGCAGCACGGUACGACAGCGACGCCAGCCGAUGGCACGCAAGUCGAACACGUAGUCAUUAAGAAAAAACCAAAAAAAUGUUGCGUGGUACAGUGAAUAAAUGUGAAAAAAAUUGGGUGUACCUUGUACCUCUAUGCUAUAGCUCUAUAUUGUUAUACACGAUCAUAUCGAGAUGGAAAACGAAAAAACUUCAUCAGAGACGAAUUUCAGACGACGUUUUUCUUUUUAAUUAAAAAAAAAUUUACGAACAAAAAUUUUUUCAAGGAUAAAUUACGUACAUAGCUAAUUUAAGAGAGCAAUUUUUUACGCGUGUGCGAGUGUGUUUGUGUCUGCAAAUCGGGUAUUCAUUCAAUAACAAUAACAUACGUUACCAUACUGUGUCAUUUUAUUUAUUUCUUUUUUCAGACGCCAACGGCGAUUCGCAAAUUGUACCCCCCUUCUAAGCGCCUCUUCUUAUAAUUUUCUUCUUUUUUCUCUCUCUUUCUUUAUUUCUUUUUUUUUUUGAGUUUGUUUUUCGUUUUUGUAAGUCUGAUACAAUUUAAUUGUUUGGUGCAGUUCCUAUAUGAGUGAUAUGUAAAUGAGCGUGUUUAUUAUUUAUUUAUUAUUUUUUUUCUCUAUCUGUAUUUUUCUUUCUCUGUCUUUUUUCUCUAUCGUUACUACAACAAAAGUACAAUUGUAAAUUUCGUUGUAUAUUUUCCUUUUUUGUUUGCGCCGCACGACAAAUGAGUUAUGAAAAUUGAUACGAUUCGAGUUGUUAUUUAUUUAUUUAUUUUUGCUGGAAAUGAAUCCAAGAUUUAGUUGGCUGAAUUUGAGCCAAAUAUGGGGAAUUUUUUGAAGGGAGGGUGGAGAUUUUCGAUUACGUAUGUCACAAAGUAUCUUGAUCAGGAAUUAGGAAUUUCGGCCGGAAUUUCGUUUUAUCAUUGUAUCAUAAUUGUUUUCUAAUUUUUUGUAUUCUAUUGUAUUUUUGAUUUUAUAUUCAUUUUAUUUAUUUUUUUUUUCUAUUGUGACGGAUUAAUUUAUACGAAUAUUUUGCCUAUUCGUCGAAUAUACAUAAACGUGUGUAUAUUUUUACAUAUUUGUAAAUGUAGGAUACAGCGUUAUUACUACUGUGUGAUUUGUAUGUGAUUAGUACGAAUUUUGUGUGUUGUGUGAAACGGAUGUGUAAAGGUUGAGACGAUGCGACGUGUAAUUUUAUUCUUAGGAGAUUAUGCUGGGCAAAUUGUAUCGAGUGAAAUAAAGAUAGUGGUUUAAUUGAUCUUCUUGAUGUCUGGGAGUAAUUAGGCGGAUGAAUUUUUAGAAUUAUUUCGGGAGAGAGAUGAGUUCGAAAAUGGAAUUGCAAUUUUUGAAAGAAAAAAAUCAGUUCGAUGCUCAUUUUGAAAAUGGAGAAAUUGCUCAAAAUGAGUUUCUCAAUUUCCAAAAAGAAAUUCAAACGAGGAAUUGAAAAUUAUGGAUUAUGUGAACGAAGUCGAAACCAUAAGUUAAUUGUCUAAAAAUAUUUCAGGUGUUAAGGGCCCAAUUUUUUUGGAAAAAUUCUAUUGAAAAGCUCACGUAAAAUCAAUUUUAUUCAAAAGUUGAAAAAUACUAAUUUUUCAUUUAAAAAAUGAUACGGUGAUGAAUUUUGUUCUAAAAUGAAGUGGGCAUCUCAAAAAUUCCAUUUGAUCAGGAAACUAUUUUUGAGCAAAUAAUUUCAUCAUUGUAAUACAACCAGUAUUGAUUGGCUUUGAAUUUUUUUUGGGAAAAUCAUCAUUCAAUUCUUCACUUAACCCUCUCUUAUAUGCAGUUUUUAAAAAUUCUUCCUUCGAAUGACUCCCAGACCUGGAUACGAAGCCUGAUUGGUGGGUUAAUCGAGACGAAACUAUGUACAACGUGCCUUAAAUUACAUAUUAAAAUUAAGCAGCAUUUUUUGGCAAAUUAUUUUUUUUGGAAGUUAAUAAAUCUCUUAGCAGAACAUAACGAGAAAUUAAUUCGCGAUUUUACUACUACUCGUCUAUUUUGUCGGCGAAGAAAAAGAGAACACAGAAAACGUUAUAAAAUAAUAAAGAAAAUUACCUACGCACAAGUUUUUAAUUUUUCUUCUUUUUUUUUUUUUUGAUGAGAGCGAGUCGAGCUUGAAAUUUUAUGAGGCAUUGUACCGAAACGGUGUAAAUUUUAAAGGUCGUUACUACGCUCGAUGUUAUUUUUAAUUUCGCAUUUAUGGAAGCACUUUUCAUUGAUUUUACUCCCUCUAUGUUUCUCUGUUUUUCUAAAUGUCAUCAAAAUAACGUCCUUUUUAUAUUUUUACACGAUUUUUAUGUAUUUGAAGCCUUGAUGGUCCACCUUGGUUUAUACACGAUCGCUUAUUAUUUCGUACAAGUUGCUUUGACAUUUUUUCCCAAAUUCGUUUGAAAUGAAGACGUUUUGUAUUUUAUUUUUUGGAAACAUUUUAUAAUGUAUAAUUUUGAAUUUUGUAUCGUGAAUUGUGCCAAUAUGCAUUUCAAAUGCUUAUGCAGCUAUUUUAUGUAUACGUAGUUUCGAAAGAUUGUCUUCCAAAUGCAUCAGCUAUAUUAUGUUUUUUUUUUGCUGUUGUUGUACCAUUAAUCCAGUUAUGUUUGAACGGAUCACGAAAGAUGAAUUUAAAAAAAAAAUAGUUUUCUAAGUGGCACCUCUACUAACAGUAUCGUGUAUCUUAUGUGUUAUCGUCUUUCUCUCUAUACAUACUAUUUAUACUGUAAAAUGUACCUACUCCUACCUACGAAGGAUAAAUAUCUAUGCAUCGUGUGGCCUCAUAUAAUCUACGUAUCUUAUAUGUUUAGAAAAUUAGCAGUAUUUUUAAAAAAUAUAUAUUUUCCCGAAGCCCCAGUUAUAACAUUUGUUUGGCUUUUCUAGUCAGUUUUAAUACGAAUGAGACACGUACGUCGUAUAGGUGUUUAUCUAUUCCAAACGCCCCAAGUACACCAAUUUUUUUACUUUUUUUUUUUUUUGUUGAUCAUGAGGCAGCUUAAUGUGCAUGUUCAUUCACAUCACGAUGUAUAUUUUUCUCAAACGAAUAUUGUAUAUUUAUUGAGUAGUAUGUACUCAUGUAGAGUUAUGUUAGUACAUUCCCCUUGUUUUUUUUUUUUUUUAAUGUGAGGUGAACAUGGCCAGAGAAGUAGAUAUUUUCGAUCGCAAUAAAGUUUUUGGAAUUUUUUCCUGUUGUGAGACGAAUUGCAAAACAUGUUUUUCCGUCAUAUUUCGUGUAAUAGAUCGAAUUUGUCUUAUUUUGUAAGUUUGUAAAUAUUAUACAUGUCAUUAAAUUUUCAAUAUCAUAGUU